ACAGAAGAUGAAGAUGCCACCCAUCCCCUGCACUGUGAUAGUGUUGCUGACGUGCCUGAUUCAGGACCACAUGGGUAUCCAACUAUACUUUCCCCUUUUUUUCUCCAGUUCUGGAGGGACAGCCACUCUGCCUUGUGGUGAUGUUAACUGCUCCUCCACUACAUGGAUUUACCGUCACAGACAGACUUUCGCAGAAAUGGUAUUGGCUAAAAAUGGACACAUCGUCCCAUCAUUCAAAGCUGAGAGACUGAGUCUUGGCCCUGGCUGCUCUCUACACAUUUCUGAUAUCACCUCUGAAGAUACCGGAUACUACGGCUGUGAGGAAAUUCUCACACACUCUCAUACUUACUCUUGUCUGACAGUUCCUCAUGUCUCUGCUUCCCCCCAUGAGACUGAGAUGGAGCCGUGCAGUGUUGUGACUCUCCACUGCCUCCUGUACACACAGGACGACUGUGGAAAAUCCGUGGCCGAUAAGGGAGCAGUUCUCGCCUGGGUGGAUGAAGGACAGAGAGAGCUGAAUAGCACCCCCAAACGCCAGAUCAUAACUACAUCUGCCUGUAACAUCACGCUGAUGGAGAAGCUCACAGAUACAAACCCUUGUCUUGCUCAGAGGACAUGGAGAUGCCAACUGACUGCAGGAGAGCAGGUUCUGGCUUCUGCCAACCACACCGUCAGAGUGAAAGGUUAG
Messenger RNA from Alosa sapidissima (American shad), 688 nucleotides. RefSeq lists its product as uncharacterized. The record is from RefSeq and is a predicted model, not a curated record. The transcript has 3 exons. NCBI's taxonomy places the organism in Eukaryota, Metazoa, Chordata, Actinopteri, Clupeiformes, Clupeidae. Gene Ontology annotation, biological process: positive regulation of ERK1 and ERK2 cascade; interleukin-15-mediated signaling pathway; T cell activation. Gene Ontology annotation, molecular function: protein tyrosine kinase binding; MHC class II protein binding. The coding region runs from base 8 to 688 and encodes 226 amino acids. Gene Ontology annotation, cellular component: membrane raft; external side of plasma membrane.